AUGAGCGAGACCAAUUUUGAUAAAGCCAUUUUUGAAGAAGCAAGCGAGUUUGCGGGUGGAAUUUGGGUGAUGUGGAAUUUUAGUAUAACUAAGAUGGAUAUUAUUAGCCAAUCACGUCAGUAUAUUCACAUGAGAAUUGAAAUUGAGAACUUUAGUAGCUUCCUUUGUACGGCUAUUUAUGCUAAUCCUCAUGAGGAAAUAAGACAUGAGAUGCGGGAGGAAGUUAAAGACAUGAGCAUGUCAAUCAGUGAGCCUUGGUUAAUGGUAGGUGAUUUCAUUGAUAUAAGGAGUAGUAAUGAAAAAAUAGGUAGUUCGAUUCCUAAUUUUGUUAAAUGUCAAAGGUUCCAAGCUUUCUUGGAUAGUUGUCAGGUGGAGGAUGUGGAAUGUAAGGGUUCUAAAUUUACAUGGCAGGUGCCAAAGUGGAAUCAUCUGGAUAGGUGUUCAAGAAGCUUGAUAGAGUUUGUUCGAAUCAAUCUAAUGAAGGAUAAAUGGCAAGCAGAAAUAGAGGUUAACCAUAUACUUUCUAAUUUUACUCUUCAUUUAAAAAAGUGGAAUAAAGAAGUUUUUGGGAACAUUAAUAAUAGAAAAAAGAAGCUUUCUCGGAGAAUUGAAGAUAUUCAAAUUCUAAGGGAACAAAGGGAUAAUCCGGGGCUUACGGAGUUAGAGGAGCAUCUGCAGAAUGAUUUGAAUAUAACGCUGGAUCAAGAGGAACUUAGUGGUUCCAAAAAUCUAGGCACAAAUGGAUUGUAG
Messenger RNA from Gastrolobium bilobum, 750 nucleotides. RefSeq lists its product as uncharacterized. The transcript has 2 exons. NCBI's taxonomy places the organism in Eukaryota, Viridiplantae, Streptophyta, Magnoliopsida, Fabales, Fabaceae. Bases 1 to 750 code for a protein of 249 amino acids. The record is from RefSeq and is a predicted model, not a curated record.